GUGCAGCCCGCCCCUAGGAGGAGCGGGCCUGGCACACCCACAAACAGAUUGAUAAAGGCUUGGGGACAAAAAGGUUUUGAGUGAAAUGUUUGCUGAUGGAUGAAAAAAGAAGGCGGCUGCGCGGGGCGGACAGGCCAGGCCGUCCCUUGGUGCAGGGGAGCUCCCCGCGGAGGGAGGGCGCAGGCUCGGAGGGGCUGCUGCCUGGGGGUGCGGAGAAGGUCCCGAGCCCUGGUCUGCCUCUGCCUCCCGCCAAGGAAAAGUCCAAUGGAGCCAGAGGGACUUGCCCCCGACCCCGGCGCCCCGGCUGCGGGAGGUUAGGGAUGGAUGGAUGGCGUCCAGGUUCCGACGCAUCCAGACGGGUUGGCGACUCCUGGGAAGCUCCGCGGGGGAAAGCGCAUACCCGGGGCGAAGUCCCGACUCAGCCGCCCACGGUCGGACCGAGUGACCUUGGGCGACUCUGCGCGCUCCGCAGCCUCGGGUUCCGCCUCCGAGAAACGGGGGGUGAUGCUCGCCCGGCCGCAGCGUGGCGGGCGGGGCGCGCGGCGGGCACGGAGGAUCGGCGGCGCCGAAGGGGUUAACGCACCUGGGCCGCCGCCCCUCUCGGCCCCUCCUCCGGCCGCCCGGAGGGAAAUGUCCGGGUGGGGGCGCGGCCCCGUCCCUGUCCCCGCCUGCCGUCCCCGAGCUGCGAGCCCGGCGCAGCGACCCGCGCUCACUCCGCCGCCGCCCCGGCCCGGGCCGCCAUGUCUCUGGGGAAGAGAAUUGUCUACAAGAGUGUGUGUCUGUCCCUAGCCCUGCUCGUGGCCAUAGCUGUAUUCCAGCGUAGUCUGACCCCCAGCCAGUUUCUGCAAGAGCCCCCGCCACCCACUCUAGGGCCACAGAAGGCCCAGAAACCAAGUGGACAUCUGGUGAACCCCAAUGACUUCUGGAAGAGAUCGAAGGAUUUGGUCUCCCCCGUGCUCAUGGCCUCACGGGGACCUCAGACCUGGGAUGUGACCACCACUAACUGCUCAGCCAAUAUCAACUUGACCCACCAGUCCUGGUUCCAGGGCCUGGAGCCACACUUCCAGCAGUUUCUGCUCUAUCGCCAUUGCCGAUACUUCCCCAUGCUGCUGAACCACCCGGAAAAGUGCAACGGUGACGUCUACCUGCUGGUGGUCGUCAAGUCGGUCAUCACGCAACAUGACCGCCGGGAGGCCAUCCGCCAGACCUGGGGCCUGGAGCAGGCGUCGGUGGGCAGGGGCCAAGGUGCCAGGCGCACCCUCUUCCUGCUGGGCACAGCCUCCAAGCAGGAGGAGCGUGCCCACUACCAGCAGCUGCUGGCCUAUGAGGACCGCCUCUAUGGCGACAUCCUCCAGUGGGACUUUCUUGACAGCUUCUUCAACCUGACCCUCAAGGAGAUCCACUUUCUCAAGUGGCUUGACAUCUUCUGCCCCAAUGUCCGCUUCAUCUUUAAGGGCGAUGAUGAUGUCUUCGUCAACCCCACCAACCUGCUGGAAUUUCUGGCUGACUGGCGGCCAGAGGAAGACCUGUUUGUGGGUGACGUCCUGCAGCACGCUCGGCCCAUCCGCAAGAAAGACAACAAGUACUACAUCCCUGGGGCCCUGUACAGCAAGGCCAGCUACCCUCCCUAUGCCGGUGGAGGCGGCUUCCUGAUGGCCGGAGGCCUGGCCCGGCGCCUGCACCACGCCUGUGACACUGUGGAGCUUUACCCCAUCGAUGACGUCUUCCUGGGCAUGUGCCUGGAGGUGCUGGGUGUGCAGCCCAUGGCCCAUGCGGGCUUCAAGACGUUCGGCAUCUCGCGGAACCGCAACAGCCGCAUGAACAAGGAGCCCUGCUUUUUCCGCUCCAUGCUGGUUGUGCACAAGCUGCUGCCCUCUGAGCUGCUGGCCAUGUGGGGGCUGGUGCACGGCAACCUCACCUGCUCCCGCAAGCUCCAGGUGCUCUGACCCCGGCCGGACCACCAGCAUCAGCUGGAGCUGCAAUGCCAGGGCGGAUGGAGCCUUGGUCCCCUGCAGGGCAGUGGAGAGUCUGGAUCUGGGCCUUGUGUGCUCCUGGGUGUGGGGGGCACAGGUAGCCGGGGGCCUCCCUGUGUGGACACUCUCCAGAAAGCGGAGCUGGGGCGCAGGAACGCUUGGAAUGGCCCAGCCUGGAGAAGGUCCUCUGGGGAGCGAGGCUGCUGGCAGCCCUCCUAACUGGGUUCAUUGCCUCACUCCCUCUGACCCGGUGGGAGGCCGUGGUGGCCUCUGAAGGAACCCCAUGCUCAGGUACCUGGGCGAGGCGAGGCCCUGGAUGGCUCCGUGGCUGCCCUCUUGAUUCACAGAAGGUUCUUCUCCUGUGAAGUGCCUCAGUCUCCCUGAGGACCCAAGCAACCUUUUCAGGAGAAGCUCAACCCUGUGCAGGCUCACAGUCCCCCCACACCCACUCCGUGCUCCUUGCCUCAGAACCCCCUGGGCACACCCUCCCCCCCAGACCUGCCUGGAGUUGGCUGUUCAGCCCCCUCUUCUCCCAGGUGGCUUCAGUCCUGGCUGCGUCCUGUGAUGCCCCGACCGGCCCCUGCCUGGAAGAACCUACCCCUCUGACUACCUCAGCAAUCCUCAGAACCUCUGGAUGGCAGCAGCCCCCACCCCUGACGCAGGGCUCUGCCCCCCAAGUCACGGUGCUGCCCAACCAGCCCCAGCCACGUGCCCUCCUGCGGCCCCACUGAGGUCUGACUCCCUGGUGGAAACCAGCCGGUUUGACCCUGGAAGUGAACAUACCUCUAUCACUGUGAAGUUCUAUUUAUGAAGAAUUUGGAGGAAGAAGGCGCCAGGCCUCAGGAUAUGGCGGUGUUCCUCCCUUCCCUCAUUCCAGCAGGACAACUCCUCCCUGGGCCACCCUGACCCACCCCCAGGGCACCCCGGUGCCUGGCACAGCCCCCGCCAGAACCCUGCUGCUCCAAGGCCGAACAGAGACCAGCAUCUGCUCCUGUGAAGGCAGGGCAUGUCCCUUGUGGGCCACCCUGCCCAGGGUCAGGGGUCCUUGGGGUGGGUGCAGAAGGAUGUCACCUCGUAUCUCGGGGUAAAGUCACCUGGGAAAAGAGUGAGGAAUUAACUGUUUUCUCAAUAAAAGGGGAUUGGGUUUUUUCUGCCGUGAAACUUCCUGUUCCCAUUCCCAUCAGAGGGCCUGUCGGGGCCAAGUUGCCAGAGAUUUCUGAAGACACAGCUUGUUCCUUGUUCUUGGCUGGUGGGUACACAAGGACCCCUUGAAGGGCCUCAGAGGGAGGUGAGUGCCAGGAGGAAAGGAGAGGCCACAGGGCCGGAGUCAAGAAAGAUGUUCCCUGGACUGUUGGGGGGCGGGGGGGUGCAGAGUGGAGGAGGUUUGAGCUAACAGCACAUUCCCACGGAGGGCAAGGCCAGAGCUGAUAGUGAGGUUGUUAUAGGGAGUGGGGUUGGGUGGGGGCAUGCAGGGGCUGGUGAGCUCCCUCCUGGCCCUUCUUGAUAAGGUUGACCAGAAGCACUGAAACGGGCUGGUUGGGGCCGAGAGGGGUCUGGUGUUGGGGGAACCGCAUGGUGUGGCCUCAGCCACUUACCUCCAGGGUGGGGAGAGCAGCCACCCAGGGAGAAGGGUCCUGGGGCUGUAGUCGGCAAGCAGCAUAUCCCUUCCUGCCUGUGCCCAGCUCAGUCAUUGCAGAGUGGGCCUGGUGCCCCAAGAGUCACUCAUGGCUCUCCCCCAGGUGAGUGAUAGAAAUGGCUGGAUCCUAACAUAACACAUGGAGGGAGGCACAAGACUAAA
This is a messenger RNA of Myotis myotis, 3771 nucleotides long. RefSeq names its product UDP-GlcNAc:betaGal beta-1,3-N-acetylglucosaminyltransferase 7 (gene B3GNT7). The transcript has 2 exons. The record is from RefSeq and is a predicted model, not a curated record. Lineage: Eukaryota; Metazoa; Chordata; Mammalia; Chiroptera; Vespertilionidae. The coding region runs from base 741 to 1946 and encodes 401 amino acids. Gene Ontology annotation, molecular function: hexosyltransferase activity. Gene Ontology annotation, cellular component: membrane.